Molecule: messenger RNA, 1866 nt
Organism: Prunus avium (sweet cherry)
Lineage: Eukaryota; Viridiplantae; Streptophyta; Magnoliopsida; Rosales; Rosaceae
Product: NAD(P)-binding Rossmann-fold superfamily protein
Cellular component (GO): mitochondrion
Molecular function (GO): protein-containing complex binding
Source: RefSeq, a predicted model, not a curated record
UAUGCCCAAAUCAGCACCACCUCCAUCUUCUUCACCCAGCCCUUGUUCUUUCGCACGGGUUCUUCUCUCGCUUCUCUCUUGCUCGCUCUGAAAACUGCAGCUGAGCACGAUGCAGGCCAUUUCGAAGCGUGUCGGGCACCAAUACCUGACUCCCUCGUCUUCAAUCUCGUCGCUCAAGUCAAUCUACCCUGUUUGCGAUCACUAUUAUGGAGCUGAUCGUCCAAAGUACGGAUCUACACUCGCCACUAAGGGAGUGGGGCACCUUGUGCGCAAGGGCACAGGUGGAAGAUCAUCUGUUAGUGGCAUUGUUGCUGCAGUUUUUGGAUCUACAGGGUUCCUUGGUCGUUAUCUUGUACAACAACUUGCCAAAAUGGGAAGUCAGGUGUUAGUUCCUUUCCGUGGUUCUGAAGAUUCCCAUCGUCAUUUGAAGUUGAUGGGGGAUUUGGGACAGAUAGUACCUAUGAAAUACAAUCCGAGAGAUGAAGAUUCAAUUAAGGCAGUCAUGGCGAAAGCUAAUGUGGUUAUCAAUCUUAUUGGGAGGGAUUAUGAGACAAGAAACUUUAGCUUUGAGGAAGUGAAUCAUUCCAUGGCCGAACAACUGGCAACGAUUUCCAAGGAACACGGUGGUAUCAUGAGAUUUAUUCAAGUUUCUUGCUUAGGGGCAUCUUCCUCAUCACCCUCCAGAUUUCUGAGGGCUAAAGCUGCUGCAGAGGAAGCAGUAUUACGUGAAUUGCCAGAGGCCACUGUUUUGAGACCUGCUGUGUUGAUUGGUACAGAGGACCGAAUUUUGAAUCGCUGGGCCUUUUUUGCGAAGAAAUAUGGCUUUCUUCCACUUAUUGGGGAUGGAUCUACCAAAAUCCAACCUGUAUAUGUUGUUGAUGUUGCUGGGGCAAUCGUGGCAGCCUUGAAAGAUGAUGGCAGCAGCAUGGGAAAAGUUUAUGAACUGGGUGGGCCUGAGGUCUUUACAGUGCAUCAAUUGGCAGAGCUAAUGUUUGAGACAAUACGUGAAUGGCCUCACUAUGUGAAGGUUCCUCUCCCAAUUGCAAAGGCAAUUGCAGCACCUCGAGAAAUAUUAUUAAAUAAAGUUCCAUUUCCAUUACCUAAUCCUGAAAUCUUCAACCGAGAUCAAAUCCUUGCCCAAGCUACAGAUACAGUCGUCUCAGAAAAUUCUUUGACUUUCAGUGAUCUUGGACUUGUGCCCCAUAAGCUGAAGGGUUACCCUGUUGAGUUUCUUAUCCAAUAUCGUAAGGGUGGCCCGAAUUAUGGUUCUACAGUCAGUGAAAGAGUGUCUCCAGAUGCUUGGCCAUGAGUCUCUUAGGCUUUUUAAUUCUCAAAUGCUUUUUAAGUCCAGGAGUGCAACCCACUUGGAAACUUUGAAUCAGGUUUGAGGUGCAAGACUUGUGUUUCAUUUUUUUUUCUUUUUUCCAUUUUCCCCCACUGGUGGUAUUCAGAAUAAAUGUAUUAAUAAUGUGAAGGUCUACGACCAUUCUAUUUCAAAAUUGUGCCCAUUGUGAUGAUCUACAUGGGCUUUUGGGGGUUGCUAAUGAUUAUAUUCUUGGUAAUCACAGGUUUUCAGAGGGUAGGUUGCUUCUUUUGAGAAAAAGUAGGAAGCAAUAAAAGAUAUGGAGAGUUAUGCUUUUAUGAUUUUCAUAUCUGUAACAUUUGACUGAAUUUCAACCAUUUGUAAUUUCAAGAUAUUUGGCAUCUUGUUUACUUGUUCAUAAGCCCUGAGCCAUGAAGGGAAUUUGAUGUAUCUUAUUAUCUUUUUUUGCUUAAUGUCCUUGUAGUAGUGAGAUGGGAAAAUGAUGGGGUUUUGUUGGCUGUAAUUCUACCCUUUAUAAAUUAAAUUUAUAGAUUCUAUUUUCA